CUGGACAAUCAAUACCAACUCGAUAUCACCCACGCUGAGCGAUACGCACGUGUUAUAGUCAAUGUGUGGAAUUGCGUGAGCUCAAGUGUUGGUACGCACGGAAAGAUCUGCCGAAGCACUAACCAGUUCGAGCUUUCUUCCCACACAGUCCUUGACGUCUGAGAGCUCCAGAGUGAUUUUGCAUCAAUUUACAGCCUCGUACUGGAAUAUCUUGGACACCCUGCGAUCCUGUGAUAAAUAUAAUCUGUGUCUCUUCUUGGUGCUCACAACUCAUGGCAGAGAUCGAGCUUUUCACCGAAAUCACGCUCGAUCGACGCCCGGAUGUCAUCAAAUUCUGGCCACACAACGACCAGUAUGCGGUAGUCGGUACAUACACGCUACUAGAGGAUGGGCCUCCUGAAAAAGAGGAGCCAGUCAGCCAGCAAAGGGUUGGUAGCCUGAACCUUAUACAAGUCAAAGACGACAGAAUCACCAUUAUUCAAUCAUUACAAACGCCAUUUGGCGUCUACGACCUCCACUUUGCACCCAUUGAAGAGAUUCGAAAUGGCAAAGAAAAUCCAGGGUCGUUUGCCGUGGCCUCUUCCACUGGCUCAGUCGCUCUUUACCGGCUGGUUCCCAGCGAACAAGAUGAUGCUACCUUUCCUCACCCAAAGAUCUGGCACACGUACACUGUCCAGUACUUUUCUGCAGACAUACUUAUCACGUCGUUGGAUUGGCGCCGCCACGAUCUCGUCGCGAUGACACUGUCAAGCGGACAAGUAUGCCUUGGAAAAGUGCGCGAUCCAAGUGUGAAUCCUAUCGCCUCUGUCAAGCUGAUGCAGCACGAUUUCCAGGCCUGGCAUUGUUCAUUUUUAGUUUCAAAAGAUGUAUCUGAGACGGGGCUCGGGCUCCUAAGCGGGGGAGACGACGCUACGCUGCGAUUUACUCCGGUUGAAGCUGAUCAUAUUCUUGAUCUGGGACUUGUGGAUAGCGAAACGAACUCACUGCCGGCUAUACCAUGGGUAGACCGAAAAAUACACCAGGCCGGGGUUACUGCAUUGAUGCCGAUUUUAAGCAGUUCUACUGGCCAUCUAGUCGUUACGGGAAGCUACGAUGACCAUAUCAGGCUUUUAUAUAUUCCUAGUAUUGGACGGCGAGAAGUGCUUGCAGAGGAAUAUCUUGAGGGCGGCGUCUUUCGGAUCAAACUUGCGACACAACUUCGCGAAAGCAACUCAGGCUUGAGCGAGAUUGAACAGAGUUAUGGUCUCAUCGUAAGUUGUAUGCAGGCAGGCGCUCGCAUAGUCAAUCUUACCAAGACUGGAGGGGAAUGGCGCUUCAAUGUCAAGGCAAAGUUCGAGAAGAACGCAGGCACCUUACUUUAUGCGAGCGACUGUCAAUCCGUAGGUGCGGAUGGCAGGCGCAUCAUUGUGUCUACAAGCUUUGAGGACCGCAAGCUAUACCUCUGGAAAGCGGACAUCUCCCCAUGAAAGAGAAACCCCAU
Messenger RNA from Paraphaeosphaeria sporulosa, 1480 nucleotides. RefSeq lists its product as uncharacterized. The record is from RefSeq and is a predicted model, not a curated record. The transcript has 2 exons. The coding region runs from base 273 to 1466 and encodes 397 amino acids. Gene Ontology annotation, molecular function: protein binding. Lineage: Eukaryota; Fungi; Ascomycota; Dothideomycetes; Pleosporales; Didymosphaeriaceae.